AUGGCUUCAAUGCAAUACUUGGACCCUCAGGGCCUACUACUCCGCCAAAUAGACUCGCUGGUCCUAGAAGCCUCAGGUCUAUACCACCUCGAUGCCGACUUGGGUAACACCUCGGAACGCACCGACACACUAAACACCCUGAGCGGCCUUGUCCUCAGAGACCUGCACACGAGCAGAUUCAACAAGCCGCUCAUUCUACUCCUACUGACAAGCCUCGGGCAACAAGCCAAACUCCCACCGCACAAGAAGGCUGACAAAACAGGCCAGGCAUCGCCCCCAGGAUCCUCCCCGAAGGAGAAGGCCCUGGCGUCAGCCCACCACUGCUUCUUUGCAACAAGGACAACCCCUGGCCCCAUUACCGAUGCCGAAAGGCUAUUGGUUACCCUCCCACGCCUCUUCGGCCAAGCUCUGGCCCGAAACAACCAAACCGCCCCGGUUACCUCCCUCUCCGUCACCAUCAACCCCAGAGGCACCGUCUCUGUCACAGCCCCCCCCACCGUCCCAUCAACGGUCUACGCGCCCUUCUUCAAGGCCCUUACCACCAUCCUCAACGUGGAGGUGGCCACCCCUGAGAACCCCUUCACCACCUUCCGCCCCGCCCUCACCAACGUCGACCUCUCCAUCCACGGCGUCCCCCUCUACGAGCUCCCUAACCAGGAGUGCCUAGAGGAGAUCCUGCCCUCCGCUCUGAAGCUCGCCGUUGGGAUCACCCCAGCUGCCGUCUGGUUCCUAAACACGGACGAAAUCUCCCGCUGCUCCAAGGCCACCACCUCCGUUGUCGUUUCCGUAACGGCAGAUGAGGCAACAACCUUUGGCACCACCAUCCGCCUCUUCUCCCUCCCCAGACGCUGCAACUUCAUGUGGCGAGCGUCCCCCUCCACCAAAUGCAGGAACUGCUGCAAACUCGGUCACGCCACCCAAGGAUGCAGGUCUCCCACCGCCUGCCCCCUGUGUACCCUCCCCCACAGAAUUCAGGACCACCGCUGCCCAGUCCCCUCAUGCAAAGGGGCAUCAGCACCUCUUGAAAACUGCUGCGAAAUCUCCCCCGCCAAGUGCGCUAACUGUAGCGGGGCUCACCGCUCCUUCACCCCAUCCUGUCCUAGCAGGAAACCCACCACCACCGCAAACCCCCCCCCUCAACUCACACCGCUAUGGACAUCUCACAGGACACAGCGCCCGCACCUCUCCUCGGUACUUCGGCCACGGCCCCCCUCAACCCUCCCCUCUCCUCUCACCCCAGCCUCCGCUAAGAGGCUCAUAUCUCCGUCCUCCCCUCACUUUUCUUGA
Molecule: messenger RNA, 1287 nt
Organism: Morchella importuna
Lineage: Eukaryota; Fungi; Ascomycota; Pezizomycetes; Pezizales; Morchellaceae
Exons: 2
Coding region: 1-1287 (428 amino acids)
Source: RefSeq, a predicted model, not a curated record